Molecule: messenger RNA, 2126 nt
Organism: Canariomyces notabilis
Lineage: Eukaryota; Fungi; Ascomycota; Sordariomycetes; Sordariales; Chaetomiaceae
Exons: 1
Coding region: 160-2001 (613 amino acids)
Molecular function (GO): nucleic acid binding
Source: RefSeq, a predicted model, not a curated record
GCACUCGCUAAGACGCGCUAAUGAAUCAUUAGCGCAACUUCACCACAAGGUUGCAUUGGGCGACUUUUUUACUCGCUUUGAUAAUUUCUACAACGACUUUCCCAUGUAAACGCGACGUGCACUUUCAACCUCGUUUACAACUGUGGUAGCCAAACAGCCAUGGCCGUGGAUUUUAGUCGGCUAACGGUGGUUGAAUUGCGCCAGGAGUUGAAGCGCAGAAACCUCCCGCAAACUGGAAAAAAAGCGGAUUUGGUUGAUCGCUUAGUCGCCUUUGAGAAUGAACAAGCAACCCAAGAACCUCUCGGCGACGGUGCUCAGAGCUACAAUACCCCCGAGCCCGCUGCGAGCGCUUCGCAACACCCAAUCGCGGAAGGCAAUGCGGAAGGCGAUCUAGCCGGCACGGCCGCGAACAAUUCUGUACCUCCCGCAGCAGCAUCAAACAUAUCCCCCGACCCCAAUUCGGUUGCUGAAACCAGGCAAGACGAGGUCGCUGAUUCCGCCAAUGUCGAGCCCGCCGCUACUGUCACAGAAAUCGUUAACGACGCUGUGAGCCGGAAGCGGAGGUCACGAAGCCCACCGCCCCUCGAGCACGAUUCUUCCACAAAACGAGCGCGUCCAAACGACCAAAUCGGUAGCGAUUCCGCUCCGGCCUAUGAUGAAGCAGUUUCUUCCCACGAGGCUCCCAUCACCAAGGACGCUCCCCCCGAACCUAUCCAACAGGAUUACCCGGAGGCUCCUCAAGGUUACGGCAGAGUCAUUGACGGUGCUGACGCUGGAACAAGCCAAGAAGAGCAACCCACAUAUAACCAAGAGUCUGACCUGGGCAAGGACCACGACAUUCCUCAGCCCACCUUUCAAAAUCGGGAAGACAAAAUCGUGGAUGAGCCUGCGAAUGAGCCAGCGCGUGAGGCAACGACUGGCUACGACAGAGACGUUCCGCCAUCGCAACAUCCCGCUACAUCUGCCCUUUACAUCAAAAACUUCAUGCGACCUCUGAGGGAAUCCAUGCUGCGAGACUACCUGAUUGAACUUGCCGCAGCCCCAGGUGCCGACUUGGAUCCAGACUGCCUGGUCGAUUUUUACCUUGACCAGAUUCGAACCCAUGCCUUUGUGCAAUUCACAAGCGUAUCGUCAGCUUCCAGAGUCCGGACUGCCCUGCACGGAACUGUUUGGCCCAACGAGCGCAAUAGAAAGGAACUCUGGGUCGAUUUUAUCCCCUCCAACAAGGUCGCGGAGUGGGCCGACCGCGAGCAAUCAGAGGGCGGACGAGGGUCGUCGAGUCGUUGGGAAGUCCGGUACGAGCCUGAUGAGGACGGCAACAUCUUAGCUACACUGGUGAAUGCGGAGGCAGAACCCGUUCGCCGCAACAGCAGACAAGCUCCGGGCCCGCCGCCAGUCCCAACUGGUCCCGCUCGCAGCAACUAUCCCACUGUUGAAGGCGCGCCAUCUGGUCCUCGCGGCCGAGGAGGAAACCACUACCGCCAGCCGCCGCCUCCCAUGGGCGACUCAGGAGGUGAGCGGAUGGUGACGCGGGCCAACCCGCCCUUGCAGUACAAACCCGUCCUGGAAGAGCUUGCCCAGCGUCGUCUGGCAAACAUGCUCUCAUACUACACCAAGGACAGGCACAGAGAUCUUGGCCGCGAGGACGAGAUUAACCGGUAUACCUUUGAGAACGGCGACGCCUUCGUCGAUCGCGGCAAAGAAGUCUUCAUCGGCAUCCGCCCUCCCCACCGCGAGCGCGAGCGUCGCAGGCUUGGUCUUGGGCGCAACAAUCGCCCGGGCGCGCCCAAGCCCCCUUCGCCACCAAGGCGGGACCGCGAUGAAGGGCGCCGUUACGAUCGCGAUCGUCGCGAUGACCGUGACCGCGACCGCCGUGAUUACCGCCGGGAGCGCGACAUCGUGCCCCGUUCGCGUUUCGACGGCCAGCCACUUCCUACAUAUAACGGUCCCCGCGGAGGCGGCAGACGUGGCGGCGGAGGCGGAAGGCGCGAUCGCUACUAGGCGAUUACGGAAAAUUUGUCGCGCCGGAUUUAACGUAUUGGCGCCGCGCCCAUUCCAUCCAUGAGCUAAGUCGCAAACUACCUAUUUCUGCGGCCACUAAAUCAUCGAAUCUUGACGCAUUCCGC